GACAUGGCCGCGGCGCCAGGAGGGUCUGCGCCGCCCGCCGGCCCCGGCCCACGCCUGGCUUUCAGCACCGCGGACAGCGGCGUCGGCAUGAGCGGGCUGAACCCAGGUCCCGUGCCCAUGAAGGACCACGACGCCAUCAAGCUCUUCGUGGGGCAGAUCCCGCGGGGUUUGGACGAGCAGGACCUCAAGCCACUGUUCGAGGAGUUCGGCCGCAUCUACGAGCUGACGGUGCUGAAGGACCGGCUCACCGGCCUCCACAAAGGCUGUGCCUUCCUUACCUACUGCGCCCGGGACUCUGCUCUUAAGGCUCAGAGUGCACUACACGAACAGAAGACCCUGCCAGGGAUGAAUCGUCCAAUCCAAGUGAAGCCAGCUGCCAGUGAAGGCCGAGGAGAGGACCGGAAGCUGUUUGUGGGGAUGUUGGGCAAGCAGCAGGGUGAGGAGGACGUCAGACGCCUGUUCCAGCCCUUCGGCCAUAUCGAGGAGUGCACUGUCCUACGGAGUCCUGAUGGUACCAGUAAAGGCUGUGCCUUUGUGAAGUUCGGGAGUCAAGGCGAAGCUCAAGCCGCCAUCCAGGGCCUGCACGGCAGCAGGACUAUGACGGGCGCCUCUUCCAGUCUGGUGGUGAAGCUGGCGGACACAGACCGGGAGCGUGCGCUGCGGCGGAUGCAGCAGAUGGCUGGCCAACUGGGGACCUUCCACCCUGCACCGCUGCCACUCGGGGCCUGUGGCGCCUACACCACGGCGAUCCUGCAGCACCAGGCAGCGCUGCUAGCGGCGGCGCAGGGUCCUGGGCUUGGCCAGGUGGCCGCGGUGGCCGCACAGAUGCAGCACGUGGCCGCCUUCAGCCUAGUGGCUGCACCACUGUUGCCUGCCGCAGCCAACUCCUCACCCGGUGGUGGUGGCCCUGGAGCACUGCCCGGCCUUCCAGCGCCCAUGGGGGUCAAUGGAUUCGGUUCUUUGACUGCCCAGACCAACGGGCAGCCAGGCUCCGACUCGCUCUACAACAACGGGCUUUCUCCCUACCCAGCCCAGAACCCUGGCAUGGCUGACUCCCUGCAGCAGGCCUACGCCGGGAUGCACCAUUACACAGCAGCCUAUCAGUCGGCCUAUGGCCCAGUGAGCACAGCUUUUCCCCAGCAGCCUUCAGCCUUGCCCCAGCAACAAAGAGAAGGCCCCGAAGGCUGUAACCUCUUCAUCUAUCACCUGCCUCAGGAGUUUGGUGAUGCAGAACUCAUACAGACAUUCCUGCCCUUCGGAGCUGUUGUCUCUGCCAAAGUUUUUGUGGAUCGAGCCACCAACCAGAGCAAGUGUUUUGGGUUUGUUAGUUUUGACAAUCCAACCAGUGCCCAGACUGCUAUCCAGGCCAUGAAUGGCUUUCAAAUUGGCAUGAAGAGGCUCAAGGUCCAGCUAAAGAGACCUAAGGAUGCCAACCGGCCUUACUGAUCUGCUCUCACUGACCAGCCACAGAAAGCAGAAACUGAAGAAUGAGAAGAAAGGAAAAAGAAAAGCACAGAAAUGCUGGAGUGGCCCUUCCCAAAGGAGCAGCUGCAGAUGAAGGUGGAUCGGACCCGAGGCUGGCGCCUGGGGCUCAGGCCACUCAUUAAGUGGGUUGUUCCACGGAGCACUCAGGCUGGCUGACCAUCAACUGUCUAAAGGAACCAGCAGAGGGUCUCGGGGGUGCCAAGGGCUUCUCAGCGAGGGAAGCCCAGACUUACUUUGUUCAAAAUCAUAUCAUUCCUUAGCAUUUAGGGACCAAAGGACUAUUGUUUUUUUAAGAAUAUAUAUAUCUAUAUAAAUUAAAACAAAGAAAAAAACCACAAGAGAGACAAAAAAAUCAGUAGAGAGUCUCAUAAAAGCUGCCUUUAAAUAUCCCUAGGAGACAGGGUGAAGGGAGACCCUUAAUAGCCCCAGCCUAGGCAGAGGAGGCUGUGGAAAGAUUGUCCUGUGUCUCAUUCCUUCUUAAGCCACUCCUCCACCCUGCCCUUUUUUAAAUGAAAAGGCUGUGAGGUCUAGGCUCAUAUUCAGGCAACAAGAGGGUUAUGGAAGUGAACCCACAAUUCCCAAACCCAGAGAACAUUCCUGAAGAGAUCUCAGGAGGAACUCAGGCCUGCUCUGACCAUUACUAUCCACAGAGGCCCUUGGCCUGCAGGAGUGGAAACCUGCCUUUCCUUCUUGACAGCCUUUCCUGUGGAGCCAUUGCCCUCCCCAAGGCAGGAAGAAAGAGGGAGCCUUUUCCUUCCCAGUCCAGAUAGACAGAGGCCUUGCCUAUGGCUGAGCCAAGACACCUCCUGUUUCCCCUCCCCUUGUACCUGCCCCAGUGUCCCCUUGCUCCAGGCUACCUUCUGUCUCUUAGUCUAAGUUUGCCCAUCUGUAAAGUAUAUUCAAGAUAUAUGUAGAGGGCUGUGACAACAGACUUGGAAGGUUUGCUGCUGUAUAUACUUGCCAUUGAGAAGGGAAUAAUUUUCACUAUGUAGAAGCUUCAGAAUUAGAGGUCCCUCUUUACCCAGGACCUGGGAGAGAAGUAGAUGUUUUGCCAAAAUACUUCUUCAUUCCUUUAAAAAGUACAUCUUUCCUAUGCAAGAGUGUCUCAUAUGUGCUUAUCCAAGGUGCUUCUAGAUGGUGAGCAGUGUUCAGCUUAGAAGUGGUGUGUGCUCUGUCUGUCUGUCCUUGUCUGUCCUUGUAUACAGUGGGUGCCAUAUAAAGCUGAUCAAUGGUGGUGCUUCCUGCCUGCUUCUGUGAGAUGGGCAAAAGAUUCAGCUAAGAACACCAUAACUCACCUUGCCUUGGUCAGUCUUUCCUGGGCCUGCAAGGCCCUUGCACAUGUUUUUCCAAGGGGGAUAAUUUAUCCUCAACCCCUAAGUCAUGAGUCAACCUAAUCUUGAGGCCCAAUAAUGUUGGUUGGGGAGCACUCUGGUCCCCAGAUACUACUGACACUGGAGGCCUCUUACAUAGUAUCACUCAGAUAGUAAAAGAUGCGGGGGUGGAGGGUUCUUCCUUCACAACAGUUUCUAAGAAAACUUGUUCCCACUUG
Molecule: messenger RNA, 3034 nt
Organism: Nannospalax galili (Upper Galilee mountains blind mole rat)
Lineage: Eukaryota; Metazoa; Chordata; Mammalia; Rodentia; Spalacidae
Gene: Celf6
Product: CUGBP Elav-like family member 6
Exons: 13
Coding region: 4-1446 (480 amino acids)
Biological process (GO): regulation of alternative mRNA splicing, via spliceosome; mRNA splice site recognition
Cellular component (GO): ribonucleoprotein complex; nucleus; cytoplasm
Molecular function (GO): mRNA binding
Source: RefSeq, a predicted model, not a curated record